AUGUCUUUUGAAGAGUCUACUUCUGAGAGGAAGUUAGAGACAAGUGUGGUCUCGAAACAGCAUCAUGAAGUCAGAUACGUACCCGUUUUCUCUGAUGCUGGAGGCACCAGACGCUAUGUUUCAGGCGGUUGUCAUCCUAUGCAUAUAGGAGACGUAUUAAACAACGGGCGCUACGAGAUAGUUAACAAAAUUGCGCCUGGGUGGCUCUCAAUCGUCUGGGCCGCUCGAGAUAAUCAAAACGCGAACAAAAUCGUGGCCAUAAAGGUUCUCAGAGCAGAUCGUUCGCAGGGAGAGGUAAACGAGUUGAAGGUCCUACAACAUAUCGAAGCAAAUGGCAAUACGGAGCAUCCAGGGCGUCGGUUUCUACCACAGCUGCUAGAUUACUUCUACUGCGAAGGACCUAACGGUAGGCAUCUUUGUCUUGUCCUUAACGUACUUGGCCCAACAUUACGGAGUAUUAGAUGGGAUUCUGAAUUUAGCCCGAGGCUUCCUUGCAGCCUCAGCCGUCAUGUUUCCCGACAGCUCAUUCUUGCCGUCGACUUUCUACACUCAAUUGGCAUCGUGCAUGGAGACAUCAGCGAAGAUAAUAUUGCGUUCCAGAUCCCUCGAAUUGAAAGGGUGCGCUUCGAUGCAGCUCGUAAGGGUAAGCUGAGGAGGAUGGAUGGUGAGCCAUUAGGAGAGCAUGUACCACAGUACCUUGUUGAGCCAUUAGCACACUGGAGAUACGCCGAAGUAGAAGAGCUGAGUGAUAUCCAGCUUAUUGAUUUCUCGGCCUCAUUUUUUGAAGCGAAGCCUGCGUGGUCAGUCCACCGAUCGAUGGAUAUUGUUCCUCCUGAAGCGACAUUCAUGCAACCGUUGAACAGAGCGAUGGAUAUCUGGAAUCUAGCUUGUGUAACUUAUCGAUAUGUUACGGGAGGCGAUCUAUUUAACAGUUACUUUGAGCCGACGGAUCAUCGGUCUUUUGUACCGCAGAUGUUACGAGUCCUCGGAGAAGAUUCUGCCCCAUGGAUGUUCAAGGCCUGGAUGAAUGUUAUCACAAGAAAAGCACGGGAAGGCCUCCCACCACUAGAAUUUAAGCCCGCAGAGGAGGAACUACCUUUGAUUGAGAAUAUACGGGAGUGUUACUUUUACUUCAAAAAUUGUGCGCAGCGUAAAAGGCUACUGUAUGGCCGGGAUGGAAGCAUAGUCGGUUACAUUGAUGGGGAAGAAAUGAUACUAUACGACGCACCAGAAGAGCAUUGUCCAGAAGUUGCUGACGAACCAGAAGAUUACUCAGGAGAUGAGGAAGACGAAGAAUUCCUUGCGAUGGCCACCUCAUAUCUCACGAGAAUGCUUGUCGCCGACCCGUCGAAGCGAGCCACAGCCUCAGAGUUGAUGCUUGAGCCCUUCGUGCAAGACACUAGGUUUGAACCGCAGGCUCUGGGUCCACUUAGGUCUGUCUCUUAUUCCAGCGAUGACUGGACGCCUUCGCCACCGUACCGGCCUUCCUCAAGGUCGGGUAGUGAUAUGUCUACGGAUUGA
Messenger RNA from Aaosphaeria arxii CBS 175.79, 1521 nucleotides. Its product is annotated as kinase-like protein. The record is from RefSeq and is a predicted model, not a curated record. The coding region runs from base 1 to 1521 and encodes 506 amino acids. NCBI's taxonomy places the organism in Eukaryota, Fungi, Ascomycota, Dothideomycetes, Pleosporales. Gene Ontology annotation, biological process: protein phosphorylation. Gene Ontology annotation, molecular function: protein kinase activity; ATP binding. The transcript has 6 exons.